UCUAGGAAGAGGCUCUCUCUGCUUUUAACUCUAGCCAGCGGAGAGCCAAGACGCGUGGGGGUGCAAGUCCUCGUGGGGACGGAGAUCUCCCCGCCGGGCUACAGCUGAGCGGCUUAGCAAAGCCAGGAGAGAGGUUGAGAGGGAGCUAAAUCCAAAUUCUGCCUCCAGAUCUUUCCCCCUGAGAUCCAGAAUCCUGCCGGGCGGGGUUGCAAACUUGAACUCAGGUGUUUCCCGGCCGAAUCGCGGGUUCUGCUUCUUCCCUGCUGGCUUCAGGUUGGGUGCUAAAAGCAUCUCCUGAAAUUCUGAAUAUCCAAGGACCAGGAUCUCACAACCUCCUCAAGAUGUCUAAAGGGAGCUUUUCUUGCUGUUCUGGUCCCCAAAACAAGGUUGCUUUGGAAAUCUAGGGGAGCACCUGGGUUUUUGUUUUUCGAUAUACAUCUCUGCACAGAGAAAAAGUGACCUCACCCAACAUGACAGGGGGAGGAGACACAAGAAGCCCCAGUGUCACUCUGAUUGGGACUGCUGGGACAUGCGGAGAGAAAAACCUCCUGAAAGGAGAAACCAUCAAUUGGAUUGUACAGAAUCCCUCCUUCAAGGGGUUCUCCUAUCAGGACUCUGAGGGACCCCGAGAGCUUUGCAGCCGACUCUACCAAAUUCAUCGUGAAUGGCUGAGACCGGAAAAAAACACAAAAGCUCAGAUGUUGGACCUGGUGGUCUUGGAGCAGUUCCUGGCCGUCCUGCCUCCAGAGAUGGAGACUUGGGUGCGGGAAUGUGGCGCAGAGACCAGUUCCCAAGCUGUAGCCCUUGCAGAGGGCUUUCUCUUGAGCAGGGCAAAUGACCGCAAACAGAGACAGCAGCAACAGCAGGUUCAGGAGCCCUCCCCGUUGGCUGCAGAACACGCUGAAGCAUGGGGGGAUCUGCUUUAUACCUCUCAGGAGCUGAGCUUUCGGGAAACAUCCCAGGAGCGUCCAUCUCAGAACUUAGCAGUCUCCAAGAAUAGAACAUUGAUAACUCCUGUGGGACCAUCUCUCUUUCGUGGUGUAGAAGCAGCGGCUGUGCUUCCAAUUGAGAAUUCCCUGUCUUUCGAUGAUGUAGUUGUUUUCUUCUCAGUGGAUGAGUGGGAUCUGCUAGACUUCAACCAAAAAAUCCUGUACAACGAAGUUAUGCUGGAAAAUGCCAGGAAUAUGGCCUACACAGGAUUUGGUUGGCCAGAGAGUGCAAAUUAUAAACAGACAUCUGUGGAACAUUCACACACAGUCCGAAAUGACAUUGGGGAAGGGAUGUUUGAAAAUCUACGGGGACCCGAAACAUCGGAAUGCAACCAAUUAAACAAGAGAAGAGCAAAAUCUUGUACUCCUCAGUGGGCAGAAAUCCAUUUUUAUCUUGGCCAGCAAGGACACAAGAAAGGAAGGAAGUGUCCCGCCUGCGGAAAAACACGUAGAGGAAAUUUAGAUUUCUGCGAAUACUGCAGAACUCACAAUAAAGCAAAACAAUGUAAAUUUGGGGAGUAUGAACAAAAUUACAAUUCGCCCCUUCAUCGUACCUUACAUCAAACUACCCAAACCGGAGAAAAAAAAUUUCCCUGCACGGAAUGCGGGAAAACCUUCAGCAAGAGCAGUAAUCUUAAUGCCCAUAAAAGGAUCCACACAGGUGAGAAACUAUAUCAGUGCAUGGAGUGUGGAAAGAUGUUCAGGUGGAGCAGCGGACUCACCUACCAUAAGAGGAUCCAUUCGGGAGAGAAACCCUAUAAAUGCACAGAGUGCGGAAAGAGCUUCAGUGGCCUGAGUUCCUUUACUUCCCACAAAAGGAUGCAUUCUGGGGAAAAACCCUACAAAUGCGCCGAGUGCGGGAAGUGCUUCAGUGGUUUCAGUUCCUUCACUUCCCACAAAAGGAUGCAUUCUGGUGAGAAACCCUAUAAAUGCGCCGAGUGCGGGAAGUGCUUCAGUGGCCUGAGUUCCUUUACGUCCCAUAAAAGGAUCCACUCGGGGGAGAAGCCGUAUAAAUGCAUGGAGUGUGGGAAGAGCUUCACUAUAAGCAGUCACCUGAUUUCCCAUAAAAGGAUCCACUCGGGCGAGAAACCUUAUCAAUGCACCGAAUGUGGGAAGAGCUUCACUUUAAGCAGCCAUCUUACUUCCCAUAAAAGGACCCACUCAGGGGAGAAACCAUAUAAAUGCACUGACUGCGGAAGGAAGUUCAGGUGGAGCUGUCACCUGACUUCCCAUAAGAGGAUCCAUUCGGGAGAGAAACCCUAUACGUGCACAGAGUGUGGAAAGAGCUUCAUUGACCUGAGUUCCUUUACUGCCCAUAAAAGGAUCCAUUCCGGCGAGAAACCGUAUCAAUGCGCAGAGUGUGGGAAGAAUUUCAGGAGUGCUACUAAUCUUAGUGAACACAAGAGGGUCCACUCGGGUGAAAAGCCAUAUAAAUGCGCAGAGUGUGGGAAAAGCUUCAGGUGGAGCAGUUGCCUUACGUCCCAUAAAAGGAUCCACACAGGGGAGAAACCAUACAAAUGCACGGAGUGUGGAAAGGACUUCCGGAAGAGCUGUUCUCUCACUACUCAUAAAAGGAUCCACACAGGGGAGAAACCGUACAAAUGCAUGGAGUGUGGAAGGAGUUUCACUAUGAAUAGUAGCCUGACUUCUCAUAAAAGAAUUCACACCGGUGAAAAGCCGUAUACCUGCGUGGAAUGUGGAAAGACUUUCCGCAAGAGCGAUAACCUUACGUCCCAUAAAAGGGUACAUAUGAGCAAGAACUUGUAUAACUGCAGGGAGUGUGGAAAAAGCUUCAAAAUAGAGGAAUCCGAUGUAUGUGAACACCCCAGCAUUUAUAGGAAAGAGACGCAAGGCGAAUGCCUGGAAGAUGGGAAAAGUUUCAUCCCUCUUGCUUUUCACCGAAGCUUCCAUGUGGAAGGGAAACCAUAUCAAUGCAUGGAAUGCGGCAGCAGCUUCAACAACAGCAGCCAUUUUAUUUCCCAUCAGAGGACCCACUCGGGGGAGAAACCGUACAAAUGCCUGGACUGUGGAAAGAGCUUCAGUGAAAAUAGCUCCCUGACUUCCCAUAAAAGGAUCCAUUCAGGCGAGAAACCGUAUAAAUGUGUGGAUUGCGGAAAGAGCUUCAGUCAGAGCGGGCAGCUGACGUCACAUAAAAGGAUCCACACGGGAGAAAAGCCCUAUAAAUGCGCGGAAUGUGGCAAGAACUUCAGUCAGAAUGGCCAGCUUACUUCCCAUAAAAGGAUCCAUUCUGGAGAGAAACCAUACAAAUGCACGGAAUGCGGGAAGAGCUUCAGCCAGAGUGGCCACCUUACUUUUCAUAAAAGGAUCCACACUGGAGAGAAACCCUAUAAAUGUAUAGAGUGUGGAAAGAGCUUCACCAUAAGCAGUCACCUUACUUCCCAUAAAAGGAUCCACACGGGGGAGAAACCCUAUAAGUGCACGGAGUGUGGAAAAACCUGCAGUACCAACAGUGAUCUUACUUUGCAUAAAAGGAUCCAUUCAGGGGAGAAACCCUAUAAAUGCAUGGAAUGUGGGAAAGACUUCAGUCAGCGAAGUAAUCUUAUUUCCCAUAAAAGUAUACACUCGGGGGAGAAACCCUAUAAAUGUAUGGAGUGUGGGAAGAGCUUUAAUCAGCGCAGUAAUCUUAUUUCUCAUAAGAGGAUCCACUCGGGAGAGAAACCCUACAAAUGCAUGGAAUGUGGCAAGAGUUUCACUUGGAACUGUCAACUGACUUCUCAUAAAAAGAUUCAUCCAGGGGAUCACCAAAUAAACCUUAGAGAGAAAAGGUAUAAAUGCACGGAGUGUGGGAAAAGCUUCAGCAAGAACAGCAACCUGAAUGCCCAUAAAAGGAUCCACACGGUAGAAAAACCGUAUAAAUGCACGGAAUGUGGGAAAAGCUUCCGCCGGAAUAAUAAUCUUACCUCCCAUAAAAGGAUCCAUUCUGGAGAGAAACCGUAUCAAUGCACGGAGUGCGGGAAGAGCUUCCGUAAGAACAGUCACCUUACAUCUCAUAAAACAAUCCACACUGGGCUGAAGCCGUAUAAGUGCGCGGAGUGUGGGAAGAGCUUCAGCAUGAACAGUUACCUUACCUCCCAUAAAAGGAUCCACACUGGGGAAAAACCGUACCAAUGCACCGAGUGCGGGAAGAGCUUCAAUGGCUUGACUUCCUUUACCACUCAUAAAAGGCUCCAUUCGGGUGAAAAACCAUAUAAAUGCACGGAAUGUGGAAAGAGUUGCAACACCAGCAGUGAUCUCACUUACCACAAAAGGAUCCAUUCAGGGGAGAAGCCGUAUAAAUGCCUGGAGUGCGGCAAAACCUUCCGUAUUAGCUCUUCCCUUACCUGCCACAGAAGGAUCCAUACAGGGGAGAAACCAUAUCAGUGCCCGGAAUGUGGAAAGCGCUUCAUCAUGAGUUCUUCCCUUACGUGCCACAGGAGGACCCACACUGGGGAGAAACCGUAUAAAUGUUUAGAGUGUGGGAAAAGUUUCAGUCAGAAUGGUCACCUCACUUCUCAUAAGAGGGUUCACGCAGGGGAAAAAGUUCAGUAGUGAAAGGUCUUCUCUUACUCCUAUUCCCUUACACCCGAGAAAAAGAGAUGCAUUAUGUGUGGGAAACAGUAUCAGUUCAAGAGACAACUGGAUUUUCUGUUUUUAUCUUUGACGACAUUUCGCUUCUCAGAGCUGAAGAAGCUUCUUGGAUGAGAAGUGAAACGUCUUCAAAGAAAAACCAGGAAGUCCAGUUGCCUCUUGAAAAAAUACCAUAUUUUUCGGAGUAUAAGACACACUUUUCCCCCCUAAAAGGGGGUGAAAAUUUGGUUGCGUCUUAUACACCGAAUGUAGCCAAAAACGCAAGGCACAGAGGAGACGAUGGUCAAUGGCAGUCCCCGCAGCCUGGAACAGCUGAUUGGGGCUCUUCCGGGAGACCAAUCCACCCACCAGUCAGCUGCUCGUGCUGAAUCAGGCUGCAAUAAUGUGCUGAAGCUGACCUGACUGUUCGCUAUUUGCUGGAAGGGCUGUCAGAGUUUGCAGCAGCAAGCAAAACACAAGCAGAGGAGAGUUUCAGUUUUAGUUUCAGAGAGCAGCACAGCAUGCAGCUUCAGAACAAUUGACCUAAGCCACGGCCAGGCUCCUUGCUGUCUACUGCCUUGUUGCUCACACAGCAAAUACUGUUUCAGUUUCCAAACAGUCUCACACACUGACAGGACUCUAGCUAGAUGAAUACCCAUGGAUGCUGGUAGGCAGAGGCAGAUUUUUUUUUUCUUAUUUUCCUCCCCCAAAACUAAGGUGCGUCUUAUACUCCAAAAAAUACGGUACCUUUGGGACUCGAUACAGCUUCAUGUAGCAUUGAAGAAUCUUUUCAAGAAGCCUUUCUUUGAACAAUCAAUCUUAUAAAAUGACCUUUAUAGAGAGAAGCAUACAAAUGUAUUACAUGUGGGGAAAAAAAUUCAGGGACUCCAGUUCUGAACUGAUUAGAUAUCACUGGAUGACUGAUUUUUUUUUUUUUUUAAGAUUAUUCCCGUGUACAUUGAAGGAACAAGAUGGGAAAGGAACAGAUGGAUGGUGGGUAGAAAGUAUUGAGGAGAAAUGAGAGGGAAGAAGUUCAAAGACUACAACAAUAGUAGAGAUAUGGUGAGAAUCUCUCCCUUAUUGGAAGAUUGUUCCUUGCACUUAUUGGGUUGAGGGCGUGGUGUGGCUUGGUGGGCGUGGUGUGGCAGGGGAAGGAUACUGCAAAAUCCCCAUUCCCACCCCACUCCUGGGGGAAGGAUACUGCAAAAUCCCCAUUCCCACCCCACUCGUGGGGGAAGGAUACUGCAAAAUCCCCAUUCCCACCCCACUCUUAGGGCCAGUUAGAGGUGGUAUUUGCCGGUUCGCCAAACUACUCAAAAUUUCCGCUACCAGUUCUCCAGAACCAGUCAACCUGCUGAAUAGCACCUCUGGUUGUUACCCUCUCAUGGUCCCUUCCAACUCCUGUUCUGUUCUAUUUUGCUCGUGCUCUGCUCUUAAAAACUUCCAGUGUUGGAGCAUUCACAACUUCUGUUCCACUGAUCAAUUGUUCUAAUCUAACCGUUCAGGAAAUUUCUCCUUAGUUCUAGGUUGGCUUUCUCCUUGAUUAGUUUCCACCCAUUGCUUCUUGUCUUGCCCUCGGGUGCUUUGGAGAAUAGCUUGACUCCCUCUUCUUUGGGGCAGCCCCUGAGAUACUGGAGCACUGCUGUCUUAUCACCCCUGGUCCUUCUUUUCAUUAAACUAGAUAUACCCUGAAGAUCCCUUCCAACUCUGUUAUUCUGUUAUUCUUAAAAUCUGUGAAAUGAUGCAGAAAAGCUAUUGGUUCCCCCCCCCUUCCUGAAGCCCCUCCAGUCUGCCAUCUCUGUUCUCAUUCCAAGGCCCACCUCAUCCUAUCCCCAUGUUCCUCCUGCCAGUGCACCCAGGAACCACUAGGUGGGUGAGCUCGCUCUCCCCAAUUUCCUCGGACACCCCUCAGACCGUCAUGUCCCUCACUUAUGGGUCAUUACCCUCUCAUGUACGCUUGCUCAGCCCUGGUUUCUUGGAUAAGCAUCACACUGUGUGAAUUUGGCCAAAUUGACACAACAUGCCAAUGCACGCGAGCAAAAGGCUUGAGUUACACCUGGAGUAAUGUACACCUGAAGUUUAAAAAGGCUCUUAAAAUGCUUCUUGUUGCAGGACGUUUUACAAAGCUGGAAGAAAUGUGUUACUGUUCAGUACGUACAUGAUGGUUGCACCGGAUUAGGAAAUAUAUUGAUAAUCAAGUUGUUAUAUUGCUGAUCUUAGCUCACUAUGUAUUACAUUUUUAUUGUUUUGUCUGGACUGUACACCUGUAAGUGGAUAUGAAAUAAAAAUUGAUGUUAGUGCCAGCCCA
Molecule: messenger RNA, 6864 nt
Organism: Pantherophis guttatus
Lineage: Eukaryota; Metazoa; Chordata; Lepidosauria; Squamata; Colubridae
Source: RefSeq, a predicted model, not a curated record